AUGGCCUCAAAACCGCACCAAUAUCCUCUGGUCAAGCUACCACACCCUUAUCUAACUGCCUAUCGUGUGGACACUGUUGCUGGUUCGACACCGACCCAGCGCAACUUGACACUUGAUGAGCAACCUGCAAAGGGUCGGCCCUUGCCUGAGCCGUUACACUCAGCAUCGCUCUCAUGGCAUGACUUGACUUCCAUUCCCAAAGCUGAGCAGCCGCCCAUCUCAGAUAACACUCCCUGGGCUCGUGCGCGUCGCAGUCCCCAAACAGUCUUCCAAUGGACGGGGGACAGCGCCCCUUCUCUGGGCCAAAUUUGGAAUGUGGUCCACACCAUUUACCUCGGACACCCAACAAUAGAAUAUUUCAGACUUACUCUGUCCGGCGCAGCGCAGGAAGUCAUUCACGAUGAGCUUCUGACCACGGGGUUGGCAAUCAAGCACCCGCGGAACCUGCGCGACAGAGAUAACAAGGCUCUGCAAUUCGAUGAUUUGCUGAUUCUCCGAAGUGCUUUCUGGCAAGGCGCUGCUUCUCCAUUGGGUCCCCGUCCCAUCUGGGUGGUGGGAGACGGCACAGAUGGCCCCGUGCGGAAACCUUUGUCGCAAUACCCCAUCAUGCCAGAAAACUACCAAAUCACCAACAAGUUCCCAGAGGAACCAGUAUAUACCCGGCACCCGACGCGCCGCCCCAAGCCUCACCCAGGAUCCAUCGCCUACAGCCGUUACAUCCCAGAGAUCAAUGAGCACUUCUCGCUCGAAGUUGUCGAUUGGCAAAACCCGGAGCAUGUCCAGCUAUUCAACAAGUGGCAAAAUGACCCGCGCGUUGCUGCUGGCUGGAAUGAAACUGGAACUAUCGAACAACACACCGAGUAUUUGCGCAAACUUCACUUUGAUCCCCAUGUCCUGUGCUUGUUUGGACGCUUCGACGAUAACCGCUUCUCAUACUAUGAGUUGUACUGGUCAAAGGAGGAUCACUACGGUGCCCACUACAACGCUGGAGACUACGAUCGCGGCCGUCACUCACUCGUGGGCGAGUCCAAUUUCCGCGGAGCUAAGCGCGUGAAUGCCUGGUAUUCCAGCUGCAUUCACUACGUCUUCUUGGAUGAUCCCCGGACCGCCAAUGCCGUCGGCGAGCCCAAGGCCACCGGCGCGACCAUCUUGUCCUAUGAAAAUGCGCAAGGACUCACCAUCGGAAGUUAUGUCGAUCUUGGACACAAGCGAUCGGUUCACUCAAUUUGCAGUCGCGAAAAGUGGUUCCAACUGUGUCCGAUUUUCUGGGACGGGCGCGAGCGGCCUUUGGAAUCUGCUGAUCGUGCCGCGUGGAAUGCCAAGCUGUAA
This is a messenger RNA of Penicillium bovifimosum, 1329 nucleotides long. RefSeq names its product GNAT family N-acetyltransferase. The coding region runs from base 1 to 1329 and encodes 442 amino acids. Lineage: Eukaryota; Fungi; Ascomycota; Eurotiomycetes; Eurotiales; Aspergillaceae. The transcript is spliced from 2 exons. Gene Ontology annotation, biological process: siderophore biosynthetic process. The record is from RefSeq and is a predicted model, not a curated record.